AUGUAUACCGUAGGCAACGUCUACGUGAUCGCGGCUGUGGCCGUGGUCGGUGGAGCGCUGUUUGGUUUCGAUAUCUCAUCGAUGUCCGCCAUCAUCUCUACCGAGCCAUAUCUCUGCUACUUCAACCAAGGUCCAUUGUAUCUCGAGACUGAUGGAAAAUGUUCAGGUCCAUCUGCUGAUGUUCAAGGUGGUAUCACAGCAGCCAUGCCAGGAGGUUCAUGGCUAGGAGCGUUGAUCUCCGGUUACGUUUCUGACAUCCUUGGACGUAAGAGAGCUAUUCAAAUUGGAGCAAUCAUCUGGUGUGUCGGAUCAAUCAUUGUCUGCGCCUCAAAUGGAAUCGCAAUGUUGAUUGUCGGUCGAAUCAUCAAUGGUUUCUCAGUCGGUAUAUGUUCUGCUCAGGUACCAGUUUACAUUACGGAGAUCGCUCCACCAAGUAAACGAGGAAGACUUGUAGGAUGUCAGCAAUGGGCUAUCACCUGGGGUAUUCUGAUCAUGUUCUACAUCUCUUAUGGUUGCUCUUCCAUAAGCGGAACUGCAGCAUUCCGCGUUCCUUGGGGUCUUCAAAUGCUUCCCGCAAUCUUCCUUUUUGGAGCCAUGCUAUUCCUUCCAGAGUCUCCACGUUGGCUCGCAAAGAAGGAUCGAUGGGAGGAAUGCCAAAUGGUUUUGGCUUUGACUCAUGCGAAGGGUGACCAGGACUCGCCAUUUGUCCACAAGGAGAUGGCCGAGAUUCGUGAGGUCGUCGAAUUCGAAAGAGCUAAUGCGGAUGUUACAUAUCUUGAGCUCUUGAGCCCAAAGAUGAUUAACAGGACUCACAUUGGUAUCUUCACGCAGAUAUGGUCACAAUUGACAGGAAUGAACGUAAUGAUGUACUACAUUACCUACAUCUUCACAAUGGCUGGUCUUGGUGACAGCGUCCUCCUUCCAUCUUCCAUUCAAUACAUCAUCAACGUGGUCAUGACAAUUCCUGCUCUUCUCUUCGUUGACAAGUGGGGACGUCGCCCAACCCUCCUCGUCGGAGCCGCCCUAAUGAUGAUCUGGCUCUUCACAAACGCCGGUUUACUCGCUACCUACGGUACUGUUCCCGCACCAGGAGAAUUUGCUAGCGAGGCAGAAUCCAUCAAGAUCACGGGUGCACCAAGCAAAGCAGUUAUAGCUUGCACGUAUUUAUUUGUGGCUUCAUACGCACCAACGUGGGGCCCUGUUUCGUGGAUCUACCCAUCAGAGCUUUACCCUCUCCGUGUACGAGGAAAGGCUGUCGCACUUGCAACGUCCGCAAAUUGGGCGUUCAACUUUGCACUCGCCUACUUCGUUCCUCCUGCCUUCGCCAACAUCCGCUGGGAAGUUUACAUCCUAUUUGGCGUUUUCUGCGUUGCCAUGUUCCUCCACGUCUUUUUCCUAUUCCCAGAAACAUCCCAGAAGCCUCUUGAAGAGGUUGACGCAAUCUUCGAUGAUACUACCCCAGGAAGUAUCAGAUUCCUUGGAACUCCAGCUUGGAAGACUAAGGUACAGACUUAUACUGCUAAGAUGGAGAGAGGGGAAAUGGAUCCUGAGGAGAAAUUUGCGAAAAAUGAACUGGAGCACAAAGAGGUGGGAGGAGAGGGGGAAAAGAGGGUUAGUGAUGCUACUAAGGUUGAGGCUGUUUGA
Glarea lozoyensis ATCC 20868 is the source of this 1644-nucleotide messenger RNA. Its product is annotated as MFS general substrate transporter. Gene Ontology annotation, molecular function: carbohydrate:proton symporter activity. Gene Ontology annotation, cellular component: membrane. NCBI's taxonomy places the organism in Eukaryota, Fungi, Ascomycota, Leotiomycetes, Helotiales, Helotiaceae. The transcript is spliced from 5 exons. Gene Ontology annotation, biological process: transmembrane transport; carbohydrate transport. The record is from RefSeq and is a predicted model, not a curated record. Bases 1 to 1644 code for a protein of 547 amino acids.